GAAACAGCAAACAGCCACUUCUGUUUUGCGUCCGCUGGGUAAGGAUGUCGAGCUCGGUACAUGAUAUCGUCGUUGCAGCCAUUGACAAACAACAGGAGAAGUUCAACCUUAUUAGCCAGCAGAUCUGGAGCAAUCCGGAACUUUUCUAUGAAGAGGUGCAAGCUCAUGACUGCCUUUGUAAAGCGCUCGAGGACGAGGGCUUCGAGGUGCAGAGGCAUUAUAAUUUGAAGACUGCGUUCCGGGCGGAGUUCGGAAGUGGAGGAAAUGGACCAGUGGUGUGCAUCAUUUGCGAAUACGACGCACUUCCAGUAGUUGGGCAUGCUUGUGGACACAACUUAAUAGCAGAGGCAGGAUUUGCAGCUGGUGUUGCAGUCAAAGAAACGCUGCAGUCCGACCCCAACCUUGCAGGAAAGGUCGUUGUGUUGGGAACACCAGCUGAAGAAAGAGAUGGUGGGAAAAAAGACCUGAUUGCUGCUGGAGCGUUCAAUGACAUUGAUGUUGCCAUGAUGGUGCAUCCUAGCAGAAGCAACGAGUUAUGUCCACUCUUCAUAGGAGUAGGACAUAUUUGUAUAGAAUACACGGGAAAGGCAGCACAUGCCUCUGGCUACCCUUGGGAAGGCACAAACGCCUUGGAUGCUGCUGUAGCUUGCUAUAACAGCUUGGCUUAUCUACGCCAGCAUAUCAAACCGCACUGCCGAAUACAUGCCAUCAUCACAAAUGGAGGAGCAGCAGUGAACAUCGUACCGGAAUUCUCCUCCAUGGAAAUCCAAUACCGUGCCCCAAGUCGAGGUGCCCUGGCUGAGCUGAAGAAAAAGGUGCUGUCUUGUAUCAAUGCUGGAGCUGAGGCUACAGGCUGCGUUGUCAAGUUCACUAAGGAUAAUAGCAUCGACCCUGUGGUGACGAAUGCUGCGCUAGCAAAGCUAUACAAGAGCUCCGCUGAACAGCUCGGUGUGCAGUUUGAUGACGACAACCCAGAUGUGGUGCACUUUGUGGCAUCAUCCGACAUGGGGAACGUGUGUCACACAGUGCCUUCUAUUCAUCCAAUAUAUCGCAUCAAAGCAGACGGACCUAACCACACACCUGAAUUCACCGAAGCAGCUGGACAGCCCUCAGCCCAGGAGCCAACUCUUGUGGCUGCCAAAGCAAUGGCCCUCACUGCUCUGGAGCUGUUUAGAAAGCCUCAGUUAUUGCCUGCCAUUAAAGAAGGCUUCAAGAAAGAUAUGGAAAGGUCACUUUCACUAUAGCACUGGGUCUGACAGUGGAAGUUUUUAGGCCUGGAGUCAUAAUACGAAUAAUAUCUACAUAACCAUUAAAAAACAAAAGACUCAGUUGUUUGUUGGGGGAAUUGGAGUUUUAUACAUAUGCAUCUCUAGUAAUAAAUUCUGAUGAAAAUUGCA
This is a messenger RNA of Ornithodoros turicata, 1397 nucleotides long. RefSeq names its product xaa-Arg dipeptidase-like. The transcript has 6 exons. NCBI's taxonomy places the organism in Eukaryota, Metazoa, Arthropoda, Arachnida, Ixodida, Argasidae. The record is from RefSeq and is a predicted model, not a curated record. Gene Ontology annotation, molecular function: dipeptidase activity. The coding region runs from base 45 to 1244 and encodes 399 amino acids.